AUGACCAAUAGUACAUCUUUCGGUCACUCGCCUACGGCCUCGAUUGGAAGCGGAUCAAGCACGAUAGUGGAAGGCAAGAAGAAGCAUGGCAUGUUUGGCUUCAAGGCAAAGGGCAAUGACCGCCCGAAAAGUUCGCAUGGAUCUCCCCUCCAACUAUCGCCUCUGCCUCCGCUUACGCCAGUGAAAGCCGCACAGUUUCUGGGUGUCGAAUGCGGCGCUGUGAGGACUCGAAGCGGGUCGCUGGGCAGUCGGGUUCAGGAUGUUUAUGAAUUCAACGGUCUACUAGUACGAUCAAUCCAGGAAGACAACGACCUCUUGACUCGCCUGACCAAUCUACAGGAAUCUGCGAGCGAAAAGACUGAGUCCAUAGAGGAGGAUGUUAUCUCAAAACCAAUAACACCCAAGUGCCUAUGGACAGCCGGUAACAGGAAAGCGCAGCGGAUGUUAGGCAUAGCCCCAUCGCAUGGAUCUAGCAUCAAGCACGGAACUGAACCAGAGUGCCACAUCACUGAGACGCCAGCGAUUCAUUCAAAGAAGGAGAAUCGGGUUGACUACAGCAGUGAGCCUGAUAUCCACGCCCGUCCUCCUGAAAAAUCCCGACAACGUCGUAUGCGCAAGAAGGCCCCUAAAUCACUCGAUCGGAUGACGCCUAUCACGGAAAUAUCGUUUGACGAGCUGCGCUCUUCCUAUCACGAUUCUGAACACAAUCCCGAGCUGGAACUCAUAUCAGAGUAUGAACGCGAUCCUUCAUACAGUAGCGUGCUACCGCCACGACCACCAACUCCGUUACCGUUCACGGCUAAUAUCAGUUAUGAGUUGGAAGAAGGAGAUCUCUCACCAGCGGAUGUCGAUCCAGGGAAACAAGCUGCUGCUGGAGUGGAAGAAUAUGAAAAAUAUUCCUAUCGCGAAGUUGGCUUUGACAAACCUAAGCAGGAGUCGCCAGUCGUCAUUUACCUGCGUGGUCCGUUACAGUCUUUUGAGGACCGUCUUCUCGAUGUAACUGAAGCUCAUCUCGCGGCCUCGAGGAUCAAGCAGGAUAUCAAUGACGCUGCGAGAAUUCACCUGGAUUCCAGAAGCAGUUCUUUGAGAGCUUCCCACCAAGCGAUGAAGAGGAAAUUUAUGGCGGAAAGGCCAAAUGUGCUGGCUGAGGAUUCUGACAACGACGCAGAGUCUGAAAGUGAUGAUGGCAAAGACUUGGUCUCUAUUCGGGACAGUAUUGAUUUGGGAGAAGAUCCAAUUGUUGAUUUGGCAGAAUUGAUGACUUGCACACAUAUCACCCCUAGUGUGAUGAAGCUUGUAGAUGUUCCACCCAGGGAACCAAAGCCAACCACUCCGUCCAAACGCAAGCCUACACCCAAGCCAUCACGCAGAGUAAAAUCACCCUUACAUUCAACUUAUAUCUUCCACCAUGAUGAGAAAGCCAGCCCAUUCAAGGAACUAAUUUGCAACGUAAGGCCCACCAUCACAUGCAGCCAUCCCCCAACUAAACUCCCCAAACAGAUCCGCAAAACAAAAAAGAGCAAGAAUCUCUGCAACGAAUCCCGCAUCCUAGUCCAAAAUUGGAUCUCCACAAAUGACCACACCAAACAACGCCCCUUGUCCGACCGCCUCGACAUGGACGUCCUAUCCGACCAGCAAAUCCCCCCUGCUCCCUUCCCAAAAGACAAAAAUAGUAUAUCUACCACCUCUCCUCCACCUCCUCCGAGGAAGUCAUCAAAAGAACACUACUGCCUCCGAAACGGCCACAUCCUCCACCCAAUCAACCUCCAAUCCAUCCCCGACGAAGCCGCCAUCAACGCCCUCGAAGUCCGACCUUAUUUGCGUACACAUUCCGGGCGCAAGAUGCACGUUCAUGUGCCGGUUUUUUGUGACCGGUGUGGAGAAGAUGUACUGGAGGAGCUGUGGGAAUGCGACAUUGCGGUUUGUCGGAUGGUGGUGUGUAAGGGGUGUGCGGCGGAUAUGGAGGACGAGUGGAGGAUCAGGGUGUGUGGGGAGUGGGAGAAUUGA
Messenger RNA from Bipolaris sorokiniana ND90Pr, 2007 nucleotides. RefSeq lists its product as uncharacterized. The transcript is spliced from 2 exons. Lineage: Eukaryota; Fungi; Ascomycota; Dothideomycetes; Pleosporales; Pleosporaceae. The coding region runs from base 1 to 2007 and encodes 668 amino acids. The record is from RefSeq and is a predicted model, not a curated record.